AUGGCUCUCAUCUCCGCCAAGCCCUUCCGCCUCGCCCUCCUCCAGCUUGCAGGCCUCAACGCCUCCAAGGCCAACAACAUUGCCGUCGCGCGCAAGGCCGUCGCCGCCGCCGCCGCUUCGGUCCCCAAGCCCGACCUUAUCGUCCUCCCCGAGGUCUGGAACUCGCCGUACGCGGUCACCGCCUUCCGCGAGUACUCGGAGCGCGUCCCCGCCGUGAAGGAUGGCGCCGAGGUGGCUGGUACCACCGAAGGCGAGAGCAUCACCGCGCUCCGCGAGAUGGCGCGCGACGCCGGCGUGUGGCUGAUUGGCGGUUCUAUUCCCGAGAUCGAGGACGGCACCGAGAACAUCUAUAACACUUUGACUGCGUACAACCCAGAGGGCAAGAUUGUUGCCAAGCACCGCAAGGUGCACCUGUUUGACAUCGACAUCCCAGGCCGCCAGACGUUCAAGGAGUCUGAGACUCUCUCGGCGGGCACCUGGCUCACCUCGUUCGAGGCGCCGUUCGGCAAGAUUGGUGUUGGAAUCUGCUACGAUGUGCGGUUCCCCGAGAUGGCCAUGAUCGCUGCGCGCCAAGGUUGCGUGGCCAUGAUCUACCCGGCCGCGUUCAACACUACCACCGGCCCCAUGCACUGGACUCUGCUCCAGCGCUCUCGCGCCAACGACAACCAAAUCUACGUCGCAAUGUGCUCGCCCGCUCGCCACCCCGGUGCCGCGUACCAGGCUUACGGCCACUCGUCGGUCGUCAACCCACUGGGCGAUGUCGUCGCCGAGGCAGACGAGACCGAGGCGAUCGUCUACGCUGACAUUGACACCGACAUGCUGGCGACCACCCGCCGCAACCUGCCAGUGACUAUCCAGAGGAGGUUUGACGUGUACGACGACGUCUCCAAGUAG
Molecule: messenger RNA, 894 nt
Organism: Apiotrichum porosum
Lineage: Eukaryota; Fungi; Basidiomycota; Tremellomycetes; Trichosporonales; Trichosporonaceae
Exons: 9
Coding region: 1-894 (297 amino acids)
Biological process (GO): oxaloacetate metabolic process; L-glutamine metabolic process
Cellular component (GO): mitochondrion
Molecular function (GO): omega-amidase activity
Source: RefSeq, a predicted model, not a curated record